CUCGAAGGGGCCCCUACCUAAAGGGAAGGCCCCGGGGGAGAGGGGGAGCGCUCCUUUCCGGCGGCGGGUCGGCGCGCUCCCGAUCCUACGCCGACUCCUUCGUCGGUGGCUCCCCCUGGCGGCAGCGACGGCGUCCGUCGGGUCGAUAAGGUAGGAGAACGGCGGUGGGUACGGCGGCGUCCGCGCGCUUCUCAGGAUUACGGCCCGAAAAUUCGCAUCCGGAAGACGGGAUGGAGCGACUGCUCAAGACCUGCUUCUUCGUCUUCUUGGCCGCAGGGCUCGGAUGGGUGCGACCCGAUGACCUUCGACCUCUGAGCGACGGCCACGGGUGGAGGAAGAAAGAGGGGCGAUCCCGUCUCUCAAAGACAAUUGUCAUGCUGCCUGUCCGAAAUAAGACGGUCCGGGUCUUAGUCCGAGUUGCAAGUAAAGCUGUAAAAUACCCUGGCCAAUCCGGACGCCAAGAGGCUGUAUGACGAUCUGAUAUCUCGAUACAACAAGUUGGUGCGCCCGGUGGUCAACGUCACCGAACCGUUAACCGUCCACAUCAAACUCAAGCUUUCGCAGUUGAUCGAAGUGAACUUGAAGAACCAAAUCAUGACGACCAAUUUAUGGGUGGAACAGUACUGGCACGACUACAAAUUGACUUGGGAACCGAAAGAGUACGGCGGGGUAGAUAUGCUGCACGUGCCUUCCGAUCACAUCUGGAGACCUGACAUCGUUUUGUAUAACAACGCCGAUGGAAAUUUCGAAGUGACUCUGGAAACCAAGGCCCAGUUGGACCAUAGCGGAAUGAUCCAAUGGAAACCGCCCGCCAUCUACAAGAGUUCCUGCGAAAUCGAUGUGGAAUACUUUCCCUUCGACGAGCAGACUUGUCUGAUGAAAUUCGGAUCCUGGACCUACGAUGGCUUCAAAGUAGAUCUCAGACACAAAGACGAAGCCAAAGACAUCAAUCAAGUGGAAAUAGGCAUCGAUCUGACCGAAUUCUAUCUGAGCGUGGAAUGGGAUAUUCUGAACGUUCCCGCCGUUCGUAACGAAAAGUAUUACACCUGCUGCGAAGAACCUUACAUCGACAUCACUUUUAACAUCAGCAUGAGGAGAAAAACUCUGUUCUAUACCGUCAACUUAAUCGUACCGUGCAUGGGGAUCUCCUUUCUAACGGUGCUGGUAUUUUAUCUACCGUCGGACAGCGGUGAAAAAGUUAGCCUGAGCAUUUCUAUUCUGCUUUCUCUCACGGUGUUCUUCCUGCUGCUGGCGGAAAUAAUCCCCCCGACUUCUCUGGUGGUGCCGCUGCUGGGUAAAUACUUGCUCUUCACCAUGAUUCUAGUCACGUUGUCCAUCUGCGUGACGGUAGUGGUGCUCAACGUACAUUUCCGCACUCCCUCCACCCACCGUAUGGCUCCUUGGGUCAAAAGAGUGUUCAUGCAUCUCUUACCCAGGCUACUUCUCAUGCGUCGUCCUUCGGGAUCUUCGUCGGAAUCGCCCAAAGUCAUGAUUCGCACCUGCCACGGAACGGAGUUGAAAGACUACAACUUUCAUCAUGCGGACACCUGCCCCGUCAAGCAAAUGUACGAUCCCGACUACGGGGGCCAUUACAACGGUUGCAAGAUCCACGGUCCCGCCCCUCGCGUAGAGGAGGAGACAAUCAUUCGCGAAGAAGCGGGAUCUUCCAUGAGAGGCAAACUUCACUUCUGUCCCGAGUUGCAGAGAGCUCUGGAAUCGGUCCAUUACAUCGCCGAUCAUACCAGCAGAUACGAGGAAGAAAUGAACGUGAAGGAAGACUGGAAGUACGUGGCCAUGGUACUGGAUCGUCUGUUUCUGUGGAUCUUUUCCGUGGCCGUUCUGGUUGGAACUUGCGGCAUCAUUCUGCACGCACCAACGCUGUACGAUACGAGAGAGCCGAUAGACGUGGAUCUGUCGGAGGUGGCGAUGGCCACUAUGCACCACAAGAGAACAUUAUGAUCCGGCCGAGUGGCGCUAGGUGUCGGGACGGACAACGAAGCGUGUCGUCGGCGCCAUCACGCUCGGUCGACGGCGAUUUCGAUCCCCGCCCGCAGAGCGGAGCGGCGACGAUCCGAUUUUAACCGGGUACCGAAUCUCGUCGGAAAAUUUAUAAGGAAAAGAGUAACUAUUUUCGCAGCUUUCCGAAAAAUUUCGGCCAUUGUAAUUCUACUGCCAAAUUCGGUCGACCGCCGAAUGGACGACCUCGUAAAUUAGAAAAUAUUUUUGUCGUCGGCACCACAACUAGUGUAACUAUUAAAGAUGAUUUCUUCUUCAGGUGCACUGCAAACCAACUGCAUUGAUGAGGACCUAUGCUUUCCGUCGCGCCACCUCGCGUCGAGAAUCAUCGGUGCCGUUCGUUUCGGCCCCCUCUCCCCCAAAAAAAAGGAGCCGAACGGAUCGGGUGGGGCGAAGAUGCUUUCGUUGUAGUCACUGGCAUCGACCUUCUUCAAUUUCUUUUGAGGGCUCCCGAAUGCCAAAAGUCGCAGCUCUCUUUUCUCUGAGAGCCUUUGCAAAAAAGACGUGUUAGCCUCGAAUUUCUUAAGCAAAACGAAAAAAUAGCUCCCGUUCUUCAGAUUCGAAUCCUUCUCUUUAGUAUUUUCGUUUUCGGCACGAUUCUAACGUAUCUUCUCCCCAUCCUCUAACACUUCGGCAUUGGCAAUGAAUUCCUCCUGAAAGAUACCGUUUCUCUCGCCUCGGCUACCGAAGGUGGGGCGCCAAAUAACAUUCGGAAAGCUGGCUCGCUGCCUUCUACACACACUGCCUAUCCAUUCGGUGCAAAUUGUGUUCCCGUUAUAUUCCUUUACUGAUUGUAGGGUGGCGUUGACUGUAGGUUAUCACAAUUCUCACUCGAUCGAAUUGGAAAAAUAAGUAGCGAUAACUUACAAGAAGUUCCAGAUUGGUGGAAUCUUCUUCGGUAAUCGCUAUUGAUGCUAAACCCCGAUUUGUGUGUGAUGUAUCACGAAUAAGCAGAAAUACCGCGAAUUGUUCGAUAUGGAGGGAAUUUUCUUAUUUAUGCACCUUGACAACAGAAAUUCCCGUGGUUACCACAAUUUCGUAAGUAAUUACCAAAGAAUUUCAUCCAAGAACUUAACUUCCUGAAGAUCCACGAUGAUUAUAAAUUAUCCAUGAAGUUCUUACCCGAAAACACUGAGGAUUUUCACAGUAAAUAUUUAAAUUUUAAAAAUAAUUAUGUGGUUAUUUUUUUUUUAAUGUAAGAAAGGUAUUUUGCAAAUUUAUAAAACUGUGUUUUGUUUUAGUUUUUUUUUUUUAAAUUCU
Centruroides sculpturatus (bark scorpion) is the source of this 3276-nucleotide messenger RNA. RefSeq names its product acetylcholine receptor subunit alpha-like. The coding region runs from base 595 to 1959 and encodes 454 amino acids. The record is from RefSeq and is a predicted model, not a curated record. Gene Ontology annotation, cellular component: neuron projection; synapse; postsynaptic membrane. NCBI's taxonomy places the organism in Eukaryota, Metazoa, Arthropoda, Arachnida, Scorpiones, Buthidae. Gene Ontology annotation, molecular function: acetylcholine-gated monoatomic cation-selective channel activity; transmembrane signaling receptor activity. Gene Ontology annotation, biological process: signal transduction; chemical synaptic transmission; monoatomic ion transmembrane transport. The transcript has 8 exons.